Fibroporia radiculosa is the source of this 1869-nucleotide messenger RNA. RefSeq lists its product as uncharacterized. NCBI's taxonomy places the organism in Eukaryota, Fungi, Basidiomycota, Agaricomycetes, Polyporales, Fibroporiaceae. Gene Ontology annotation, molecular function: L-glutamate N-acetyltransferase activity, acting on acetyl-CoA as donor; arginine binding. The transcript is spliced from 3 exons. The record is from RefSeq and is a predicted model, not a curated record. Bases 1 to 1869 code for a protein of 622 amino acids. Gene Ontology annotation, cellular component: mitochondrial matrix. Gene Ontology annotation, biological process: L-arginine biosynthetic process.
AUGCUCACCUCCUCUGUCCGACAAGGCAGCUGCAGAAUACCGUCCACCUCCCGGGCACGCUCAGCCCAGACCUUCAGGGCAUUCUAUGCGACCAUCCGCAACCUGCGGCAGUCGUCCGCCCUGCCCGAGCCCGACGAUGCGAACCCCUCGGACAAGGACUUCAUCAUGUCCAUCUUGCGGGCUAAUCCCUCGUUGCGGGAUACAAGGUCUUACCUAGCGUCUUUCGGCCCUCGUCCCCAGCCUCCGCCUCGUCCUCCGGUAAAGCCGAACGAAGAGCUCUUGCCCACUGCAACCCCAGAUCACCAGUCCAAGCAGGUCAUCCCCCCUGACAUUCAGCAGGAACCUCGCAGUCCAGUCGUCGCCUCCAUCCUCAAUCCCAUCCAGAGGCGUACGGCUCUCGUCAAAAUUCAGUCUCCCUUCACCGACAGGCAACUCGAGAGCAUCGCCACCGGCAUAGUGUACUUGGAGAAGCUCGGUCUUGUCAGCGUCAUUGUUAUCGAAAACGAUGGUCUCCCCAAGGGUGAAGACGGCGAGCGGGCCGCACUAGUCGAGGAGACCAUGCGCGUCGUCAAUGCACUCGAGAAGCAAGGCGCAAAGGCGCGUCCGGUCCUCGGCGCCGUUGUCCGCCUAGGACCCAAACCAGGAGACGAAGAGUUUUCCGACCAGCAGCCUUUUAUCGUCCCAGAGGCUCACACAUUCCCCACGGAUCUCGUCCACAUCCGCUCUGCCCUCCGCGCGGGUGAAAUCCCUGUCCUACCCCCAUUUGCCCUCGAUUCAUUUUGUCGCUCUGUUCGUGUCGACGCGAAUGAUGUCGUCGCGGCGCUGACCCGUGGAAUGGUCGAGGCUGCCGUGGAAGAUGACCAUAAGGGCGCCGACGACAUCAAUGGGUUUUCCGACGAGGUCGAUUUGACACCACUCCGCCUCAUGAUCAUUAACAAGGAAGGUGGUGUCCCUUCAUAUGCACGCUCUGGCAUGCCCCACCUUUUGGUUAAUCUGGACGCUGAGUUUUCGUACAUCGCCGACACGUUUGAUUCGCAGUGGCACAGCUCCCAUCCAACAUCCCUCUCGAAUUUAUCCCUUGCCCGCACAUGCCUCGCUUACAUGCCUCCCUCAUCCUCAGCUGUCAUGGUGUCGCACCGGUCGCCGAGUUCUCUGAUUGCGAACCUUAUUACAAAUAAACCCGCAGUCAGCUCUAGCCUCCCCCACGCUCUCUUGCAAGGCAACCGCAAACUUACGCCACAUACUCCCACUUUGAUGCGGCGCGGUCUCCCUAUCCGUGUCAUUCGCUCGAUGGCAGACAUCGAUAAACAGAAAAUGAAAGCGCUUCUCGAACAGUCCUUCAAGCGCACACUUGACGAGCGGCCCUUCUGGGGGCGCCUGGAGAAACACCUGGAUUACGCCAUCAUCGCUGGAGACUAUGCGGGUGCCGCCAUCGUAACCCGCGAGUCCGACACCGCACCUGAGACUGCCCCGAUCACCUAUCUGGACAAAUUCGCUGUGUUGCCAAGCCACCAGGGGGACGGCACGGUCGAUUUCCUUUGGGUUGCGCUGCAUGACGAGUCCUACGGCCUCGGCUUACCCUUCUCUGCCAACCCCAAUGGGGGUAAGGAAGGGAAGGGUGAGGGCUGCGACCUCGUCUGGCGAAGCCGCGCCGACAACCCCGUGAAUAAGUGGUAUUUCGAGCGCAGCACAGGUCAUUUGCGCAUGGGGAAAUGGGUAUUAUUCUGGUGUGACGCUGAGAUGCGGCUCAAGACGACGGAGGGCCGUCGCGGGAGUGCGGGGCUUUCGUACUUGGAAAACUGGGAGCACGGAAGAUUGGUGAAAUGGGCGAACGUCAUCGACGGGAUCCCAUCUAGCUGGAAAAAGUAG